CAGCCGCCGCCGCCACCCUUCGUCCGUCCGCCGCGGGCGCUCCAGCCCGCCUCCUCGACUCCGUCGGCCAUCCCCGAGGCCGGCCUCGGCGCCUUCCGAAGCCCAGAUGGUCGCCAUGGCCAAUGGGGUCAAGGUCGAACCCGCCGCCGCCGUCCCCGACACCACCGCCGCCGCCAACGGAAAGGCUGACUCGCCGAUAUCAGUUCUCGGGGACGAGAAAAUGCCGGAACCCAAGGUCGAGAAGGCGGCCCUCCUGGACACGCUGAAGGUGGAGGACACGGCGGAGGAGUUCCUGGACGCGCCGUCGUCCCUGCCCAUCGACCUGGAGGCCAAGAACGGCGACGCGGCGCUCAUCACGGAGGUCAUGGCCAAGGAGGAGGAGGAGCUGUGCCAGGCGCGGAUCAAGGCCGACGAGGAGGAGGAGGCCCGGAGGAGGGAGGAGGCCGCCAGGCAGGCUGCCGACCCCAAGGCGCGGUUCAACAAGCUGGACGAGCUGCUCACGCAGACGCAGCUCUACUCCGAGUUCCUGCUCGAGAAGAUGGACCAGAUCACCGAUGUGCAUUCAACACCGAAGAAAGCUGUUGAAAUCAAGCAGGAGGAGGAGCCUGUGGAGGAGCAGAAGAAAGGGCGUGGCAGGAAGAGGAAGUCCAAUGCUAAGCCGCAGUAUAAUGACAAGAAGGCUAAGACAGCAGUGGCAGCAAUGCUUACAAGAAAGCGUGAAGACGGUGCUGCUGCUGAUGGUACACUCACAGAAGAAGAAAAGUGGGAACAAGAGCAAGCCAACCUUGUUCCGUUAUUGACUGGUGGAAAGUUGAAAUCUUACCAGAUAAAGGGUGUUAAGUGGCUAAUUUCACUGUGGCAAAAUGGGCUGAAUGGGAUAUUAGCUGACCAAAUGGGCCUUGGGAAAACGAUCCAGACAAUUGCAUUUCUUGCCCAUCUCAAAGGGAAUGGUAUGCACGGUCCAUACAUGGUUAUUGCUCCCCUUUCAACUCUGUCAAACUGGUUGAAUGAGUUAACAAGGUUCACCCCAUCUGUGAAUGGUAUAAUUUACCAUGGAACUAAAGAUGCUCGGGCAGAGUUGAGGAGAAAACACAUGCCCAAAACAACCGGUCCUGAUUUUCCGAUAAUAAUCACUUCAUAUGAGAUGGCCAUGUAUGAUGCGAGGCUUCUUGCUAAUUAUAAGUGGAAGUAUGUUGUUGUAGAUGAGGGCCAUCGGUUGAAAAAUACUAAGUGUAAAUUAUUGAGGGAGUUAAAGCGCAUUCCGAUGGAUAACAAGCUCCUUUUGACCGGAACACCUCUUCAGAAUAACCUAGCAGAGCUGUGGUCACUGUUGAACUUCAUUUUGCCUGAUAUAUUCUCAUCCCAUGAGGAAUUUGAGUCAUGGUUUGAUUUUUCUGGGAAGGUAGACGAGGAACAACAGGAAGAAAGUGAUGAGAACAAAAGAGUCCUUGUUGUCUCAAAACUUCAUGCCAUUUUGCGUCCAUUCCUUUUAAGGCGGAUGAAGGAAGAUGUAGAACUCACGCUUCCACGAAAGAAAGAGAUAAUCAUUUAUGCUAACAUGACUGAACAUCAGAAGCAAAUCCAGAAUCACUUGGUUGAGGAGACAUUUGAUGAAUACUUGCAUGAGAACAUGGAUAUUGUUUUGCGUAAACCUGGCAUCAAGACGAAGCUAAAUAAUCUACUCAUUCAGCUGAGGAAAAACUGCGCCCACCCUGAUCUUUUCAAUAUUGCAUUCGACGCAAACAGUCUCUAUCCACCUGUUGAUAAGCUUCUGGAACAAUGUGGCAAAUUUCAGCUGUUGGACAGAUUACUGGAUAUUCUACUCAAACGGAACCACAAGGUCCUAAUAUUUUCGCAAUGGACAAAAGUUUUGGACCUCCUUGACUACUAUUUGGAGGUAAAAGGCCUGAAGGUUUGCCGAAUUGAUGGGAGUGUUAAUUUGGAAGUUCGGAGGAAGCAGAUAGCGGACUUCAAUGACUUGAACAGUGGCAUGAAUGUUUUCAUUCUAAGCACACGUGCUGGUGGGCUUGGUAUCAACCUUACUUCUGCUGAUACUUGCAUCCUGUAUGAUAGUGACUGGAAUCCUCAAAUGGAUUUGCAAGCUAUGGAUCGAUGCCACCGGAUUGGUCAAACACAGCCAGUUCAUGUUUACCGGUUGGCAACAUCCAAUUCUGUGGAGGUAUGGUUGAGGGAUAACCUGUGGACUCUUGCUUGGCUAUGCUUUGUGGCAUCAGCGCUCAUCAUAUUGUUGUUGCAGGGACGGAUUAUUAAGAGAGCUUUUGGAAAGUUGAAGCUAGAGCAUGUCGUGAUCGGCAAGGGACAGUUUCAACAAGAUGCUGCAAAGCCUAACGCCUUAGAUGAGGCGGAGCUGCUGGCGCUGCUUAGGGAUGAGCAGGCUGAGGAAGACAGGAUGAUUCAGACAGAUAUCAGUGAUGAGGACCUUCUGAAGCUGAUGGAACGGACUGACCUCACAGGUGCUCCUGCGGCUGCUGGUGCCGCCCCUCUUGUCCCACUGAAAGGGCCUGGGUGGGAGGUGGUGCUUCCAGCCAAGGGUGGUGGCGGCAUGCUCUCUGCGCUCGCCAGCUGAGCCCCGUCGGCAGCCUAUGAAUGACACAACGCUUGGUGUUUUGGUCCUUGGGCUUGUUCGCCGCUAACUAGCCUAUGUUAUGUAACGUGACAACAGUAUCCCCCCUAAGUAAUUAUCGACCGGGCGUUGCACUAUCUAGAUUAGGAAGCUGAUGUUUUGGCGAGCUGUGUUGUAACUUGAGCUCGUGCCUUGUUCGAAGGCCAACCUAUGUAAGACUGUUGGUGGUAUGGUAGUCUAUGCUAAGCAGUUCGGGAA
This is a messenger RNA of Lolium perenne, 2842 nucleotides long. Lineage: Eukaryota; Viridiplantae; Streptophyta; Magnoliopsida; Poales; Poaceae. The record is from RefSeq and is a predicted model, not a curated record.